AUGGCUGUUGAAGAGAUGGAGAAGAAGAAGAAGAAGAAGACUAAAGGAACCAAUGAAAAGACAGAGAACAACAACGAGUUAACUAUCGACAAUCCAUCACCGAGAUGCGUUCUUGAAAUCCCAUCAACGGGCUCAUCAGACUCCGACAACAGCAGCAGUUGUAGCUCAUGUUCGCCUGACAAAUCAUCUUCACCGUUAUCUACAACUCCUCCGAACGUUUCGUCUUUUCAACACCACGGUCGUCAAUGGAACAAGAUGAUCGACUCCAUCAAGAAGAAGUCAAUAAGGAGAUUCUCUGUUAUUCCUCUCCUCGCUAGCUACGAGCUCACGAAGAAAAACAUGCGCAGGAAACAACCUAAGUUGUCUCUGUCGUCGUCUCCCGUUGACUGCGAUCAGCUCCUCGUCGUUAAACCCUCGUGGAGGAAUUUCACUUACGAAGAGCUUGUCGCCGCUACCGACAGUUUUAAUCCCGAGAAUAUGAUUGGAAAGGGAGGACAUGCUGAGGUGUAUAAAGGAGUUUUACCUGACGGAGAGACGGUGGCGAUCAAGAAGCUGAUGAGACACGCUAUGGAAGAACAACAACGAGUCAGUGACUUCUUGUCUGAGUUAGGGAUGAUCGCACACGUUAACCACCCAAACGCAGCUAGGCUUCGCGGUUUCAGCAGCGAUCGCGGUUUGCAUUUUGUGCUUGAGUAUGCUCCUCACGGCAGUCUCGCUUCUCUACUCUUUGGGUCUGAGGAGGAGUGUUUGGAUUGGAGGAAACGGUAUAACGUGGCUUUGGGUGUAGCUGAUGGUUUGAGUUAUCUUCAUAAUGAUUGUCCUAGAAGAAUUAUUCACCGUGACAUUAAAGCUUCCAACAUUUUGUUAAGUGAAGAUUAUGAAGCUCAGAUAUCUGAUUUUGGACUUGCUAAGUGGCUCCCAGAGAAUUGUCCUCAUCACAUUGUUUUCCCUAUAGAAGGCACAUUCGGAUAUCUAGCUCCAGAGUACUUUAUGCAUGGGAUUGUUGAUGAGAAGACAGAUGUGUUUGCGUUUGGUGUAUUGCUUCUAGAGAUUAUAACUGGUCGUCGAGCUGUUGAUACAGAUAGUAGACAAAGCAUUGUGAUGUGGGCGAAACCGCUUCUUGAGAAGAGCAGCGUGGAAGAAAUAAUUGAUCCUAAGCUAGGAAAUGACUUUAAUGAAACCGAGAUGAAAAGGGUAAUGCAAACAGCUUCAAUGUGCAUACACCAUGUAGCCACUAUGCGUCCUGAUAUGAACCGGUUGGUGCAGCUAUUGCGUGGGGAUGACCGGUUAGCUGAGCCGCAAGGUGGAACAAGAACAGUGAGUCUCGACGGGUGUGACUUGCAAGAUCAUACCUCUUCCUCGUACCUUGACGAACUCACUCGGCAUAGACAACUACUAAUGGAAUGA
Molecule: messenger RNA, 1407 nt
Organism: Eruca vesicaria subsp. sativa (arugula)
Lineage: Eukaryota; Viridiplantae; Streptophyta; Magnoliopsida; Brassicales; Brassicaceae
Source: the annotation of a GenBank genome assembly